GGGGACACUGGGGGGACACUGGGGCUGGUCUGGGGACACUGGUCUGGGGACGGGGGAGGGGCAUUAGGACCUUGGGGAGUCCCAGCGUUCCCCAAGAUUUUCCCGCCCUUCCCCCAACCAAUCGCGCGGCGCCGUCGCGCUCGGAUGAACCCACUCCGUGACGUCAUCGCGGCGCGCCGACGAGCGGAGGGGAAGCGGGGAUGCAACGCGCGGUGCUGGGAGCGGCCUGGGGGGCGGCGCGGGCCCCCCCGUGCCGGUGGUUCCGCGGGGCCCCCCCCGCGCGGGCACUGGAUAAGGCGGCGCUGCUGGAGCUGCGCCGGAGAACCGGACUGCCCGUCCUGCAGUGCCGUGCGGCGCUGGAGCGCUGCGGGGGGGCGCUGCAGCAGGCAGAGGCGUGGCUGCAGGAGGAGGCGCGGCGCUUGGGCUGCCUUCGCGCCGCGGAAUCGGGGGGCAGCGAGGGGCUCGUGGGGCUCUUCCGCGAAGGUUCUGCCGCUGUUAUGGUGGAGAUAAACUGCGAGACGGAUUUUGUGGCGAGGACGGCGGAUUUUGGGCGCGUGGUGGAGCGAGCGGCGCUGAGCACUAUGGCCAUGUGCCGAGCUGCCCCCCCCGGCUGCUCCAGGCAUUUAUUGAGCGAGGAGGAGCUGUCGCAGCUGCGGACGGAGGAGGGGGAGAUGCUCAGUGAUCACAUCGCCGUGGCAACCACCAAGCUGGGCGAGCGGGUGGCCCUGCGCCGCGCGGCGUGGCUGCGGGUGCCGCGGCGCCGAGGGCUGAUCGGCGCUUACGCCCACGGGCGAACGGCCGCCGCGGCGCCAUCGCCGGUGGCCACCGGCACCUACGGAGCAUUGGUGGCAUUGGUGACACCGGAAGGCGGCGGCGGCGGUGGCGGUGACGUCGGCGUCACCGCCGCGGCACAACUGGAAGAGUUGGGGCGCCGAGUGGCUCAACACGUGGUGGGAUUGGCGCCGUCGGCGCUCGGCCGCGAAGGGGAAGCGCCGCGCGGGGACGAUGAACCGCGGCUGUUGGCGCAGAGUUUCCUGUUGGCACCGGAAAUGGCCGUGGGUCAAAUCCUGCGCCGGAGCGGAGCGAAAGCCGUGGAUUUCGUGAGGUUUCGGUGCGGAGAUCGGCACGAAGUUAUCGCCCCCGGAGAUGUGGAACCGGAGGUGGGCGAGGAGGACGGACGGACGGACGGCGCCGAGGGACGGUGAGGAGGGACGGGCGGAUGGAGCUGCGGAUGGACAGACGGACGGACGGAGACAUGGACAGCAGAGAGCCACGGAGGACAGACGGACAGACCUACAG
Messenger RNA from Cuculus canorus (common cuckoo), 1299 nucleotides. RefSeq names its product Ts translation elongation factor, mitochondrial (gene TSFM). NCBI's taxonomy places the organism in Eukaryota, Metazoa, Chordata, Aves, Cuculiformes, Cuculidae. The coding region runs from base 201 to 1205 and encodes 334 amino acids. Gene Ontology annotation, cellular component: mitochondrial matrix. The transcript is spliced from 6 exons. The record is from RefSeq and is a predicted model, not a curated record. Gene Ontology annotation, molecular function: protein binding; translation elongation factor activity. Gene Ontology annotation, biological process: mitochondrial translational elongation.